Vicia faba (fava bean) is the source of this 711-nucleotide messenger RNA. The record is from the annotation of a GenBank genome assembly. Lineage: Eukaryota; Viridiplantae; Streptophyta; Magnoliopsida; Fabales; Fabaceae.
AUGGAACAGUUGAGAAAUGAAGCUAGUAAACUUGAUGAGAGAUUUAGAGUUACAGAAGAUCAUCUUAAGCAAAAGAAUCUAGAAAUUAAGAAACUGAGAGAUGAAAAGAAAGAAGCAUUGGCUGCACAAUAUGCAGCAGAAGCAACACUUAGAAGGGUACAUGCAAAUCAAAAGAAUGAAGAUUAUGUUCCAAUAGAUAGUAGUUUCAUUGCUACGGGCGCAACGGCUAACAUUGUUCGCGAUUACCAAAGACAGAUUUCCGAAUUGCAAGAUGAGAAAAGAACACUGGAUAGGGAACUAGCAAGAGUAAAAGUUUCGGCUAAUAGGAUUGCAAAUGUCAUGACUAAUGAGUGGAAGGAUGAAAGUCAUAAGGUCAUGCCUCUUAGGCAAUGGAAAGAAGAGAAAAGAAUUAUGCAGGCAGAGAUGCAACGGUUGAAAGAUAAGCUAGCUAUAUCAGAGAGAAGAGCUAAGGAGGAGUCACAACAGAAGGAAAAACUAAAAGUGAGGCUAAAAGCACUUGAGGAAGACUUGUCGUCUAAUGCGUGGACUUACAAGAUUGGAGUACAAGGAGAACAUCAAAGGUUACACCUGGUAGAUGGGUUGAAUAAUACGAAAUGGACAUCUACUUCAGAAGCACCAAAAGGCCAGGCACUGACAUGGUACAAGGCUACUGUGGAUGCCCCACCUGGGGAUGAACCAGUUGGGUUUUAA